Messenger RNA from Brenthis ino (lesser marbled fritillary), 642 nucleotides. NCBI's taxonomy places the organism in Eukaryota, Metazoa, Arthropoda, Insecta, Lepidoptera, Nymphalidae. The record is from the annotation of a GenBank genome assembly.
AUGGCUAAGCCAGUGCUAUAUUCCUACUGGCGAAGCUCAUGCUCAUGGAGGGUACGAAUAGCACUUAAUUUGAAGGAAAUACCAUAUGAUAUAAAGGCAGUAAGCCUUAUCAAAGGUGGAGGAGAACAACACUGUAAUGAAUAUAGAGAGGUGAACCCAAUGGAACAAGUCCCCUCACUUGUAAUAGAUGGUCACACAUUUGUAGAAUCAUUAAGUAUAAUGCAUUACUUAGAGGAGACAAGGCCACAGAGACCGCUGAUGCCCCAAGACUGCUUUAAGAGAGCUAAAGUUAGGGAGAUUUGUGAGGUAAUAUCCUCUGGCAUUCAACCUUUGCAAAACUUAAUAGUGUUAAUAUAUGUGGGGGAAGAGAAGAAGAAGGAGUGGGCGCAGCACUGGAUCAUGAGAGGUUUCCGAGCAGUAGAGAAACUUCUGUCAAACUGUGCUGGCAAGUACUGUGUGGGGGAUGAGAUUACUUUGGCUGACUGUUGCUUGGUGCCACAAGUGUUUAAUGCUAGAAGGUUCCAUGUGGAUCUGCGUCCAUUCCCAAUAAUAUUGCGCAUAGACCGCGAACUAGAAAACCACCCGGCGUUCCGCGCUGCCCACCCGUCCGCCCAGCCGGACUGCCCGCCUGAAGUGGCCAAA